AAGCGGCUACGAGGGGGAAUGCAGCGGCAGGGAAGCGGCUACGGAGGGGGAAUGCAGCGGCAGCCAAGCGUUGGCGGGGGAGGAAUGCAGCGGCAGCCAAGCGCUGGCGCGGGAGGGAUGCAGCGGCAGCCAAGCGCUGGCGCGGGAGGGAUGCGGCGGCAGGGAAGCGUUGGCGCGGGAGGGAUGCAGCGGCAGCCAAGUGUUGGCGGAGGGGGGACUCAGCAACAGUUAAGCUCUAGAGGCCGACCAAUGCAGCGACAGGCCAGCUUCGGUGGUGGAGGAGUGCCGCAACCUGGUGGCCACGCUGGAGGGGUAGUGCAACCACAGCCAGGCUUUGGCGCGGUAGGUAUGCAGCAGCAGGGAAGUGUUGGCGGAGGAGGGACUCAGCAACAGUUAAGCUCUAGAGGCCGACCAAUGUAG
This is a messenger RNA of Trypanosoma conorhini, 420 nucleotides long. RefSeq lists its product as uncharacterized. The transcript has a single exon. Lineage: Eukaryota; Euglenozoa; Kinetoplastea; Trypanosomatida; Trypanosomatidae. The record is from RefSeq and is a predicted model, not a curated record. The annotation marks the transcript as partial.